AUGAAGAACAACACAGAAGUGACUGAGUUCAUCCUACUGGGACUAACCAAUGCCCCAGAGCUACAGAUCCCCCUCUUUAUCAUGUUCACCCUCAUUUACCUCAUCACUCUGGCUGGGAACCUGGGCAUGAUGAUGCUGAUUCUCUUGGACUCCCAUCUCCACACUCCCAUGUACUUUUUUCUCAGUAACCUGUCGCUGGUGGACUUUGGUUACUCUACAGCUGUCACUCCCAAGGUCAUGGCUGGGUUACUUAGAGGAGACCAGGUCAUCUCCUACAAUGCAUGUGCUGCUCAGAUGUUCUUUUUUGUAGCCUUUGCCACUGUGGAAAAUUAUCUCUUGACCUCAAUGGCCUAUGACCGCUAUGUGGCCGUGUGCAAACCCCUCCAUUACACCACCACCAUGACAACAGGGGUGUGUGCUUGGCUAUCCAUAGGCUGCUACUUCUGUGGAUUUUUAAACACCUCAAUCCAUACUUGGAACAUUUUUAGGCUCUCCUUCUGUAAUUCCAAUGUGAUCCAUCACUUUUUCUGUGAUGUACCGGCAGUCCUGACUCUCUCUUGCUCUAAUAGACAUGUCAGUGAGCUAGUUCUUGUCUUUGUAGCAGUCUUCAACAUAUUUUUUGCUCUCCUCAUUAUCUUGAUUUCCUACUUGUUCAUUUUUAUCACCAUCCUGAAGAUGCCCUCGGUGGAGGGAUACCUAAAGGCCGUAUCCACCUGCAUCUCCCACCUCACUGCAGUGUCCAUCUUCUAUGGGUCAUUCAUCUUCAUGUACAUACAGCCCACCUCCAGCUACUCUGUGGACACAGACAAAAUUGCAUCUGUGUUCUAUUCUAUGAUCAUCCCCAUGCUGAAUCCCCUGGUCUAUAGCCUGAGGAACAAAGAGGUCAAGAAUGCUUUCAAUAAAGUUGUUGAGAAGGUAAAACUGCCUUUAAGCUUCACCUCUUAG
Molecule: messenger RNA, 945 nt
Organism: Nyctereutes procyonoides (raccoon dog)
Lineage: Eukaryota; Metazoa; Chordata; Mammalia; Carnivora; Canidae
Product: olfactory receptor 5B2-like
Exons: 1
Coding region: 1-945 (314 amino acids)
Biological process (GO): sensory perception of smell; G protein-coupled receptor signaling pathway
Cellular component (GO): membrane
Molecular function (GO): G protein-coupled receptor activity; odorant binding; olfactory receptor activity
Source: RefSeq, a predicted model, not a curated record